AUGAUGAAGUUGGCUGCUGUUUGCAUUGUGGUGCUGGCCUUGAUUGGCAGCUUAUGUGAGGCCCAGUUGAGUAAAAGACCCCCAUACUCACCACCUCAAGCGCCUCAAGCGCCUCAAGUGCCUUCACUGCCUCCAGUACAAUCGCCCCAACAGCAACAGCAAGCAUUUGAACCGCCACUCACCUGGAAAUACCCUGCAGAGCCCCCGCCUGAAACCCAGCCUGUUGUGCCAUUCGAACUGAGAUACCCAGUUCCUGCUGCAACUGUUGCUGUCAUGUGCAGAGAGGAUAUAGCUCACGUGGAGGUCAAGAAGGACUUUUUCGGGAUCGGCCAGUUAAUCAGUCCAGCUGACAUCACCCUGGGUCUCUGUGCCCCUACAGGAGAGGACAUCAAUUCUCAAGUGUACAUUUUUGAAGCUGAAUUGCAAGAAUGCGGCAGCGUCUUGGCGAUGACAGAUAUUGCCCUCAUCUACACCUUUGUUUUGAACUACAAUCCAAAACCUCUGGGAAGUGCUCCUGUUGUGAGGACCAACCCAGCUGCAGUUAUUGUGGAGUGCCACUACCCAAGAAACUUCAAUGUGAGCAGCGGUCCCAUUAAUCCCACCUGGGUGCCCUAUUCCCAAGUGAAGAUGGCUGAGGAGUUCUUGUACUUCACUCUGAAACUUAUGACUGAUGACUGGUUGUAUGAGAGACCCAGCCACCAGUAUUUCCUUGGAGAUCUGAUCCGUAUAGAGGCUACCGUCAAGCAGUACUUCCACGUACCACUGCGUGUUUACAUUGACAGAUGUGUGGCUACUCUUACACCUGACGUAACCUCCGUCCCCAACUAUGCCUUCAUUGACAACCACGGGUGUUUCAUUGACGCCAGAGUCACAGGCUCCAAAUCCCAGUUCAUGCAUCGCACUGUUGAGAAUAAACUUGAGUUCCAGUUGGAGGCCUUCAGGUUCGAUGGCGCUGCCACUGGAGAGAUUUACAUUACCUGCAACUUGGUUGCCACAUCCACUUCUCACGCCAUUGACAACGAACAUAGAGCUUGCUCUUACCUUAACUACGCAUGGACAGAGGCCAGUGGAAGUGAUGGAGCUUGUGCCUCCUGUGAGACUGGUAAUUUUGUGGCAUUCACCAUUCCAUCAGUUGUACCAAGCGCCCCAGUUGGUACAGGAACACAUCCAGCAGCUCCCAUCCUCCCACCCUAUUCAUACCCUAAGGGGUCUGUAAGGAAACUGCGCAGUCUGCACGAAACUGAAAUUCCAGAAUGGGAAGGUCAAGUCACUUUGGGUCCUAUUCCCGUUGAAGUGAAGAAGCAAUAAAGGAGGACGGUUUAACAUCAUUUCCUGCUGGUGCCAUGAAAAUAAACAAUUUCAUUGGUUCAUAUCUGUGUGUAUGUCAUGCCCUAUCCUAUUAACUGUUCUUGAGAAUAAAUUCAAAGGUUUAUCAGAGUUCAGAAUCACACAAAUACAAUGAAAACUGCGAGAAACUAGAUAGCUUUUAGAACAAAGAGUGUCUCAAGUUUUGUAAUUGUCUUGCUACAUUCCCCAU
Austrofundulus limnaeus is the source of this 1537-nucleotide messenger RNA. RefSeq names its product zona pellucida sperm-binding protein 3-like. Lineage: Eukaryota; Metazoa; Chordata; Actinopteri; Cyprinodontiformes; Rivulidae. Gene Ontology annotation, molecular function: acrosin binding. The transcript is spliced from 8 exons. Gene Ontology annotation, cellular component: extracellular matrix. Gene Ontology annotation, biological process: binding of sperm to zona pellucida; egg coat formation; positive regulation of acrosome reaction. The coding region runs from base 1 to 1308 and encodes 435 amino acids. The record is from RefSeq and is a predicted model, not a curated record.